UUAUCCAUGACAUCCAAGGUCAGCACAAAAACACAUUCAGCUAAAUAUUGUUUAAUUAGCAGUAUUAAACGAAAUCCCUCCAUUUAAGGCAUUUGAAGGAAAAUAAAGAUUAAAAAUAAUAGCAAUAGUAAUAGUGAUUUAAUGAAUAUUUUUCAUUAAAUAAAAAUUUUAAAUCCUUGUGUAAAAUUAGCUCCGGGAUAGGAGUAAUAUAUUUACUAACAGUUUUACCCAAUAAAAUAUUUAAAAGUUUGACAUAAUUAAAAAGCUAUGAAAAAAAAAUACUUCAGUAGCAAACAAUGGUUUCAUAUUCACAUUGUUUAGUUUUAAAAAAUGUGUUCAGCCUUUCAAAGCAAAACUCUUUUACCAACAGUGACUAUCAACACAAUCCUACCUAUAUGACUGUUCAACUAAUCAUUAUUUAGGAAUCAGUCACACAAUCUGUAAAUAACCUGUAAAUUUAUUCUCGUGUUUUACAGAGCUGCACGUGAAACCGGAGAUAAAGGAAGAUUGAUAAGCGUCCUUUCGGUUUUCAACCAAUCGAGGUCGAGUAUUCCCUGACGCAGUGACCAAUCAGAGAGAGCGGAGCCGUAUUUGAAUCACCAGCAGGCCUUUGUACUGUACGGAAUGUUUUGAGUUGAGUUGGACAAGGAACACGAAGCAAAGCUAAACGGUCCAUUUUUUUUAAAAGUUACAUUUUUAUUUAAGCACGAGUUCUGCGAUAAGCGUAUUCGCCAUGGAUAUUCACGCGUUGCGCAAUGCAAACAACCCUGUUUUUAUCGGUGGCAAAGGCGGGCCUGUGAACGGUGCAGGGAGGAGGCCCGUGUUUGGCGAACUGUCCAACUUCACCCACAAACCAGUUCAGACCAAGGUCCAACCUGUGGUACCUGUGAUGCGAGCCGGCCAGCCAGCUGUUGUACCAGUCAAACGUGCCCCGGUGCAGCGCGAGGUACCCCAGCCUGCCCCAGCGCUGCCCUCUGCAGGAGCUGAUGUGAGCAUGAAGGAAGAGGAGUUGUGCCAAGCCUUUUCCAACACGCUCUUUCCAGUUGAGGACAUCGAUGAAGGGGAUGCUGACAUGCCUCAGCUUUGUCCUGAAUAUGUGAAGGACAUCUAUGCGUACCUGCGAUGCCUUGAGGGUCAGCAGUCGGUUCGUCCCCGUUAUAUGCGUGGCUACGAUAUCAAUGGAAGGAUGCGUGCUCUCCUGGUUGACUGGCUCAUUCAAGUGCACUCGAGAUUUCAGCUCCUGCAGGAAACUUUGUACAUGACUGUAGCUAUCCUUGAUCGCUUUCUCCAGGUCCAGCCUGUGACCCGUAAGAAGCUCCAGCUAGUAGGUGUAACUGCAAUGCUGAUUGCUUGUAAAUACGAGGAGAUGUAUGUGCCAAUGGUUGGGGACUUUGCCUACAUUGCUGACGAUGCCUUCACAAAAGCUCAGAUCCGAGAGAUGGAGAUGCUGAUUCUCAGUGAGCUCAACUUUGAGCUCGGACGUCCUCUGCCCCUGCACUUCCUGCGGAGGGCUUCAAAGGCUGGGAAUGCUGAUGCUGAGAAGCAUACACUUGCGAAAUAUUUCCUAGAACUGACACUACUUGACUACGACAUGGUCCACUUUAACCCUUCGGAGACUGCAGCUGCUGCCCUGUGCCUUUCUCAACUUGUACUUGAUGGCCAAAAAUGGUCACCAACCCAGCAACACUACUCUUCCUAUGAUGAGGCUCACCUGAAGCCGAUCAUGCAGCAGAUUGCCAAAAAUGUGGUUAUGGUCAAUGAAGGGCUCUCAAAGCAUGUGACGGUGAGAAAGAAAUACUCCAGCAGUAGGCUCAUGAAGAUCAGCCUUCUUCCCCAGCUGAAGUCGUCACUUGUGAAGGAUCUGGCUGCUCCUCUGCUGUCCAGCUCUUGAGUGCUUCUAUGUGGGAAUGGACACUGAAACCUGCACUUUAUUUUGUGUCAGCCAUUUUGGGAGAUGGACUGCUGCUUUUUAAACUGAUGUACAUAUUCUGUAUAAAUAAACAUUGUUCUACUUUUUUUAUGAAGAUUACGCUUUUAAUCUGAGGGUUUAAGGUUUUUUUUUGUAACUGGUUUUAUGAACUUGCUGGAGCUGUAUUUUAUAUAUUGCUUUACCUUGGUGGCCAAAUUGAAGCUGGAAUCAAUUAAAAUCCAAAGAUUUAUUACAA
Molecule: messenger RNA, 2165 nt
Organism: Carassius auratus (goldfish)
Lineage: Eukaryota; Metazoa; Chordata; Actinopteri; Cypriniformes; Cyprinidae
Gene: ccnb2
Product: cyclin B2
Exons: 8
Coding region: 734-1891 (385 amino acids)
Source: RefSeq, a predicted model, not a curated record